Messenger RNA from Amborella trichopoda, 1356 nucleotides. It is a transcript of the gene CPZ, whose product is annotated as Metallo-hydrolase/oxidoreductase superfamily protein. NCBI's taxonomy places the organism in Eukaryota, Viridiplantae, Streptophyta, Magnoliopsida, Amborellales, Amborellaceae. The record is from RefSeq and is a predicted model, not a curated record.
AAUAGCCAACUAAACCCUUAAAACCCUCAAUUCAUGACCACGACGGCCUGAAAUUCUAGACCACCAUGUUCUCCCCUUCUCCCGUUUCGUGCUCCUAUCUCCCAUUUCCGGCCAUCCACCACGAACCAGCAAAGACUGAACAAUUUUCCCCGCGAAAGUUUGGCCGGGAUUAUGCAGAUUCCGGCCAAAAUGGCACUGGUCCAUCAUUGCUAGCCAUGAGACGUUCGGGUUUUCUCUCUGCUGUAAACUCUGCAAUAGAAGAGGAAGAGUACAGGAAAGCUAGGGCAGAGGUUAAUAGGAAGGGAGUGGAGGUUGAGAAUGUUCUGAUAGAAGGAGUUUCAGUUGGUGGCCAUGAAACCUGUGUAGUGGUUCCUAGCAUGAAUGUGGCUUUUGAUAUUGGAAGGUGCCCUGCUAAAGCUGUGCACCAAGAUUUUCUCUUUAUCACUCAUGCUCACCUUGAUCACAUUGGUGGGCUUCCGAUGUAUGUUGCAACUCGUGGUCUUUACGGCUUAAAACCACCUACAGUCGUUGUACCUCCAUGUAUUAAGGAAGACGUAGAGAAGCUUUUUGAGAUUCAUAGGAUUAUGAGUCGGGACCAACUCAAACUUGAUUUGGUUGCAUUAGAUGUGGGCGAAACGUACGAAAUAAGAAAUGAUCUUGUUGUAAGGCCAUUCAGAACAUAUCAUGUCAUACCCAGCCAGGGGUAUGUUGUCUACUCAGUGAGGAAUAAGCUAAAGAAGCAAUAUCUUCACUUGAAAGGGCAUCAGAUCAAGAAUUUGAAAUUUUCUGGCGUCGAGAUCACAGAUACCAUACUGUCUCCAGAGGUGGCUUUCACAGGUGAUACAAUGUCUGAUUUUAUACUUGAGCCACGCAAUUCAGAUGCCCUUAGAUCAAAGAUUCUCAUAACUGAGGAGUUGCGGACCGGGAAGCUGUUUGAACAACAAACGAGAGCUUCCCAAUUACGCCUGCGCCAUCACCACUGGAAACAGGCCACUUUUCUUGAUGAGGUGAUGAGCGUUGAGCAUGCUCGAGAACAUGGCCAUACCCAUUUGUUUGAACUCAUAGAACAGGCGAAAUGGUUUAGGAAUAAGGCGAUUGUGCUCACACAUUUCUCGUCUCGCUACAAAUUAGAGGACAUCCGUGAAGCUGCAUCGAAGCUGCAAAGUAAGGCUUCUGCGAAGGUGGUUGCUCUUACAGAAGGCUUCAAAUCAAUGUAUACCUAAUUUUGUCCACUAUUAGCUUCUCAAUUUUCCUAUGUAAAAUAUCAAUUGUUAUAUAUAUGUAACCCAAUUUUUAAGAGAGAAUGAAAAUGUAAGAUGGAAUUUGAGAUGAAUGCAUCGCCUCGAAUUUUCAAGA